AUGGGGGGCUUUGAUCAGCCUUACAUGUAUGACUCGGAUCGGCACGAUCGCGGCUUGCCAAUGAAAGAGUUCGACCCCAAAGCAGUGACGCGGGCGAGCUGGGAACCACAGCCAAAGAAGAAGAAGAAGCAGAAUGGCCCGCUCGUUUCCUUCAAUAGGCAUCCCGAUCUCCACGAGGUGCCCACUGGCAGAACCACCUUCUUUCGUCCUAUGAGCAAUGCGACAAAGUCGGGGAUCGUAUGGCUGCGACGAGUGCAGUUGGGCCUGCGCAGCUUGGAGCUCAUUGGAGCUUUGGGUUUGCUGGCGCUCAUGAUUCUGAUUGCCAAUGUUGACGCACUCACUGCCUGGGUGAUGCGAAUCGCCUCUGGCGUCGUGGCCAUCAAUUGCACCUAUGGAAUCUGGCAUCACAUGAGACCUGCUGGUAGCAGAACGCCGGCUUCAUCGGCGGCAUAUCAGCUCUUUGCAGCUUUCACAGACCUGUCUACUUUACCCUUUUACGCCUACGGUGCUUUGGCUGUGCGCAAUCGCUCACAAACCUGGACAACUCUACUGUCCGACCAGGCACUCACUAAUUAUUUUGUCCCGGCCUACUAUUACACCUUGAUCGGGGCCGGCGGUCUGCAUGUCAUCUCUCUCGGCAUCUCACUCUGGCUGGGGCUCAUGUUCAGGCGCAUCACCAAUAUGCCUCCUGAUAUGAACCCAUUGGAAGACAAUCUGACUGCAAGAGCUCACAAGCGCAACAAGUCUUCCGUCUCCACCACCUAUACCGCCAUGUCAGAGAGCAACAAGCGACUUUCCACUCCCCUGGAAGACCGCCGUCGUUCCGGUGCGCCCUAUGAGGACCUCUCACGACCGCCCAGCAUUCCCUUUAUGCACACACGUACGGGAUCUCGCGACUCUGUUAUAUCUUCCAAGUUUGAUCUGCCAAGUCGCCAAUAUGGUGUUGUGCCGGGCAACUCGCCUCGUAAUAGUAUUGCGUCGCCAGAUGAUGUCAAGCGCCUUUCCAAGCCUACCUCUGGCCGCGGCAGUUACACGGAGAUUCCCAUCCAUGAGACUGGAUCUUCAAGGCCCAGCAGCGGUGUGAUGCAAGAAGCAACGUCGCCAGCGCGGCAGCCCAAAUUCACCGAGGCAUGGUACACCACCGAGUCGCUCCUCAAUCGCACGCAGCAGAAACAGCGCGCCAUGGCUGCGGCGGUAGCACGCAAAACUCGUGCCUACGAGGCCCUGGCCCAGCGCUAUGACGAGGACACAGACGACGAUUCGGAUCGCGAGAACAUGAUGCGGCCAGACGCGGCCGACGUUUCCGACCUGGACGACAGCAUCUUGGGUGGCAGUGGCCGCCACCCGAACCCGCUGCGCUCAAACCCAGCCUCGGUCGUGUCUUCUGCUCCCACUGUGCCGCCUCAUGCUCCGAAGAAUGCCGGUCAGCCGAUCCCUCGCGCCAAGACGCCUUACUAUACCCCGCGCGGUAAUGCAUUGGGCGAGAUUUCGUCCAACUCGCGCUCGGUUAGCGGCUCACAGGACAUUGCGGACCAGAAGUCGGCGGGCCUACCCGGCUCUACGAUGAUGCGAAAUAGGGACUCGUCCAUCCAAGCCGAGGAAGGCCUCUUCUACUCAAAGCCGUACGGCGACCUCAGGUCCGCCACACCACCGGUCAUUGUCGGCACCGGGCGCCAAGUAUCGAGUGGCAACGACUUUGAUUUUGGAAGUGGCAAAGGCGGUUACGUGGGAUCAUACCGACGCAAUGUCAGCGGCAAGGUUGCCGAGGAGGGCAUGGCUGGCAAGAGGACCUCGAGAUACGCUGUCUUGAACGAUGACUUUUGA
Pestalotiopsis fici W106-1 is the source of this 1824-nucleotide messenger RNA. RefSeq lists its product as uncharacterized. Lineage: Eukaryota; Fungi; Ascomycota; Sordariomycetes; Amphisphaeriales; Sporocadaceae. The transcript has 3 exons. The coding region runs from base 1 to 1824 and encodes 607 amino acids. The record is from RefSeq and is a predicted model, not a curated record.